Molecule: messenger RNA, 282 nt
Organism: Heterobasidion irregulare TC 32-1
Lineage: Eukaryota; Fungi; Basidiomycota; Agaricomycetes; Russulales; Bondarzewiaceae
Exons: 1
Coding region: 1-282 (93 amino acids)
Source: RefSeq, a predicted model, not a curated record
AUGUGCUUGAGAGUUCGGCGGAUGGCUAGCCAUUCCUUCGUUUCUCGGAAUUGCUGGUGGCACUUGACGGUGCAGGCAUGUCGACACAUCUCUAGUUCGUUUCGCAAAAAUGUGUUGCAUCCAGGUAUGGGGCAUUCAACCGCCGUCGGGCUUGUACUCGGUGUUGGUGCCUUCAUCUGCUUCAAAACCGUCCUUGUGACUUGUUGUUUGGCGUAUAUCCGUUCCAAUCUCUGCGAUGAAAUCUUUCGGUUCUUUUCCGUGGACGUGGUUGUCGUUGCGUGA